AUGCCCUUCAGGCUCAGGGAGCUGGGGCGCGGGCGGAACGGUGCGCGGAGCCGGCCGGAGCCCGGGGUGCUCCCGCCGCCGCCCCGGCCGCGCCAAGGCGCUCCUUGCGCUGCUGGGCGCGCGCUCUGCUCGGACCUCCUGGCCACCGCCACCUGCGCCGGCUACUCGGAGGACCGCUGCGGCUGGAGCGGCAGCGGCCUGACCCAGGAGCCGGGCAGCGUGGGGCAGCUGUCCCUGGCCUGUUCGGAGGGCGUGAUCCAGUGGCUGUACCCGGCCGGGGCGCUGCGCCUGACCCUGGCCAGCUCCGACUCCCGACUCCCUCAGGCGCUCCAGCACCGCCUUCCUUGUGCCCGGCGCGGCCCUUCGCAGGCGCGCAAGUCUUCGCGGAGCGGGCGGGCGGGCGGCGCCCUGGAGCUGCUGCUGGCUGAGGGUUUGGGCCCAGCGCGGGGCCGAUGCGCCACCCCGCACCCAGACAUCAGCUGCCGCGUGGCCUCUUUCCGCUUUGAAAUGCACGAGGACAGGUAUCCAGAACUGCCUCCACAGGCCCACGGUCUUGGUGCUGAUGGUGCCUGCAGGCCCUGCAGUGACCCUGAGCUCCUGCUGGCCGCGUACACCAGCGACUUUGUGAUCACUGGAACCAUCCACAGCGUUGGCCACGACACAGAGCUGCAGGAGUCUGUUACCAUGGUGGCGGCUGCCCGUGUCCUCUGA
Leptonychotes weddellii (Weddell seal) is the source of this 711-nucleotide messenger RNA. The record is from RefSeq and is a predicted model, not a curated record. NCBI's taxonomy places the organism in Eukaryota, Metazoa, Chordata, Mammalia, Carnivora, Phocidae.